Molecule: messenger RNA, 4529 nt
Organism: Scylla paramamosain (green mud crab)
Lineage: Eukaryota; Metazoa; Arthropoda; Malacostraca; Decapoda; Portunidae
Product: gastrula zinc finger protein XlCGF57.1-like
Exons: 5
Coding region: 1-1923 (640 amino acids)
Source: RefSeq, a predicted model, not a curated record
AUGAGCAAUCCCCAGAUCAAGAUCAAGAUGUUGUCUGUGUCUGUUGGAGCGUCCGCGUGCUGCGUGGUGGUCAGUGGUCAGGUCACGCUGAGUGUGCGGCAGCUUGCGCCUGUGUCUGAGCUGGCCUGGGUCACCUGUGGUCACCUGUCCACUCUGUCUGGCCUGGGUCACCUGUGGUCACGUGGCGGCGCCUCCCUGGGCUCACCUGAGGGCGUGCAGGAGAACAGACGCGGUGAAAGAGCAAGGCCAGACUGGCAAGUCCUCCUGUCCAUUGUGCCCCAGAGCCUCUUAGAUCAGUGGCUGGCAAGUCCUCCCAUCCUCUCUGCCCCAGAGCCCCUCAGGUGCAAGGUCGGUGUGCAUCCUUGGUGCAGCCCCAGGGUUCCUGCAGGACCAGCCACGGCCAGGAGCAGCGUAGCAAUGGAGGGUGCGAGGCCAGGCAGCAGCAGCAGCAGCAGCAGUAGUAACAGCCUGGAGCAGCAGGCAAGCCCAGGCAGGAGGACCUACACUUGUGACCACUGCGGCAAAGUGUGCUCCACCAAGGCUGCCAUUGCCAGACACGUCCUCUCCCAUGCCAGCAAGACAAGGCUGAGAGGCAGGAGUGGCCCCGCUGAACACACUGCCACCCACACUGGUGGCAGGAACCACAAGUGUGACCUCUGCGGGAAGACAUUUGUCUGGAAGAGUCAUCUUGCCUCACACAUCCUCACCCACACUGGGGAGAGAAAGUUCCAGUGCCUGGAGUGUGGGAAAAGAUUUACCCAGGAGAGUCAUCUUAACAGACACAUCCUCAUCCACACUGGGGAGAGAAAGUUCCAGUGCCUGGAGUGUGGGAAAAGAUUUACCCAGGAGAGUCAUCUUAACACACACAUCCUCACCCACACUGGGGAGAGAAAGUUCCAGUGCCUGGAGUGUGGGAAAAGAUUUACCCGGAAGGGUUCCCUUAACACACACAUCCUCACCCACACUGGGGAGAGAAAGUUCCAGUGCCUGGAGUGUAUGAAAAAAUUUACCCAGAAAAGUGAUCUUAACACACACAUCCUCAUCCACACUGGGGAGAGAAAGUUCCAGUGCCUGGAGUGUGGGAAAAGAUUUAUCAACAAAAGUAAUCUUAACAAACACAUCCUCAUCCACACUGGGGAGAGAAAGUUCCAAUGCCUGGAGUGUGGGAAAAGAUUUAUCCACAAAAAUCAUCUUAACAGACACAUCCUCACCCACACUGGGGAGAGAAAGUUCCAGUGCCUGGAGUGUGGGAAAAGAUUUAUCCACAAAAAUCAUCUUAACAGACACAUCCUCACCCACACUGGGGAGAGAAAGUUCCAGUGCCUGGAGUGUGGUAAAAGAUUUACCCGGAAGGGUUCCCUUAACAUACACAUCCUCACCCACACUGGGGAGAGAAAGUUUCAGUGCCUGGAGUGUGGGAAAAGAUUUACCCAGAAAAGUGAUCUUAACAGACACAUCCUCACCCACACUGGGGAGAGAAAGUUCCAGUGCCUGGAGUGUGGGAAAAGAUUUACCCGGAAGGGUUCCCUUAACACACACAUCCUCACCCACACUGGGGAGAGAAAGUUCCAGUGCCUGGAGUGUAUGAAAAAAUUUACCCAGAAAAGUGAUCUUAACACACACAUCCUCACCCACACUGGGGAGAGAAAGUUCCAGUGCCUGGAGUGUGGGAAAAGAUUUACCCGGAAGGGUUCCCUUAACACACACAUCCUCACCCACACUGGGGAGAGAAAGUUCCAGUGCCUGGAGUGUGGGAAAAGAUUUACCCAGAAGUGUACUCUUGACAGUCACAUCCUCACCCACACUGGGGAGAGAAAGUUCCAGUGCCUGGAGUGUGGGAAAAGAUUUACCCAGAAGGGUACUCUUGACAGACACAUCCUCACCCACACUGGAAAGAAGAAGAGAAAACAUCCAAAAUCAUAGCUGUUGCAGUCCCCGGUGACUCCGGCCUCAGUAGAGCUGAAAGGCACAAAACUACAAAAUAUCACGACCUAAAAAGUGACCUGGGAACAACAUGGUCGCCGAUGGACACCGGUAUAAUACCAGUGGUGGUGUGGGCGACAGGGCUAAUGAAGAAAACCUUGAGAGCUGCCUGGAGGCAAUCCCCGGUCGCCCAAGUGCCCACGAGGUACACACAGCUGCGGUCAAGGGAACGGUCGCCACGCUGAACAUAACCCUCGGAUGGAAUGCCGGUGCUGCUGAGGGUGUGACCACUAACACCAGGCUUGGGGCCCAUUGCACUCACCAGACAACAAAACAGGAAAGUGCAGAAAACGGGGAGAGAAUGUUCCCGUGCCUGCAGUGUGGGAAAAGAUUUACCCACAAAGGUAAUCUUAACACACACAUCCUCACCCACAUUGGGGCUUGUACAAACUCAGUGCACCCUGAGUGUAGGAAGACAGAAGGAAGCAGAAACAGAAGGAUCUGCUCUGAACCACCCUGGAGAGAGAAACUGCAGCAGAGGAUCACCCAUCAAAGAGAAGAAAUCUGGCAGAUAACAAGCUUCCUGUAAGACCAAAACGACACAAGGAACCUCCUCAAGAAAACAGACAGAAUGACAGGAAGGCGCAGCGCAAGCAACGGCCGGCCGGGCGGAAGACCGGCAGGGGCCGAGCCCCGGCCGAAGCCUUGGCACCACAGAUGAGGACAAAGACAAGAAAAUAAAGGCCAGAAAGAUGAAGAGGCAGCUUGCAGAAAAGCCAGGGGUGGUGUGCAGACACAUGGCAAAGACCUCAAUAGAAGUACAAGACCCACCCGAGAAAGAAGUGGCCGAGGGAUGCUGGAAGACCCCACGCAGCAUCAGGCAGCCCCUGGGAUACAGACCACCACGGUUAAACACACAAGUAAACAACAAUGCCAGCUGUUCAGCUUACAGAGGAAGGUCUGCUGAGAAAGAGAGUGAGUCAAUGCAGCAAGUUUGAGGCUCCAGGUGUAGACAAAGCCCCAAGUUUUGGGUCAGAAAGAUUACACGAGUGCACCGUUCCGUGCACUCGUUUGUACCAGACUACAGAAAGGAAAAGAGGAGCCCCCACAAUGGCUGGCCACUGGAAACACCAGCCUGCCACCAAACGCCAGCCAGACUCCACUGCCAGCCAGACACAGAGCCGUCUGCUGCCCGUCAACAACACGCAGGUGGCCGACAGAGACACCUGUGUGGAGUUUGGUCUGGUGGAGUGCUCCACAUGCACCGGCAGGACUGGCAAGAAGGUAGCACCAGAAACACACACACUGGUGAACAGGACUGCAUUCAACAACUUGCUCAACACUCCACAUGCAAGUGUUUGGGAUCACAAGAGAAUGCCACACUACAACACAAAAAAUAAGAAAAACAAUCAAGAAAGAAUUACCUUAACACCUUGAAAAAGAUUCGCAGGUCAGAACUAACACCAAAAAACAAGACUACUGCCACAAACCAGCUGGCAGUACCAGUAGUGACUUGUGGGUGUGGUGUGGUGUGGUGACUGGCCACAAGACUACUGCCACAAACCAGCUGGCAGUACCAGUAGUGACUUGUGGGUGUGGUGUGGUGUGGUGUGGUGACUGGCCACAAGACUACUGCCACAAACCAGCUGGCAGUACCAGUAGUGACUUGUGGGUGUGGUGUGGUGUGGUGACUGGCCACAAGACUACUGCCACAAACCAGCUGGCAGUACCAGUAGUGACUUGUGGGUGUGGUGUGGUGUGGUGUGGUGACUGGCCACAAGACUACUGCCACAAACCAGCUGGCAGUACCAGUAGUGACUUGUGGGUGUGGUGUGGUGUGGUGACUGGCCACAAGACUACUGCCACAAACCAGCUGGCAGUACCAGUAGUGACUUGUGGGUGUGGUGUGGUGUGGUGACUGGCCACAAGACUACUGCCACAAACCAGCUGGCAGUACCAGUAGUGACUUGUGGGUGUGGUGUGGUGUGGUGACUGGCCACAAGACUACUGCCACAAACCAGCUGGCAGUACCAGUAGUGACUUGUGGGUGUGGUGUGGUGUGGUGUGGUGACUGGCCACAAGACUACUGCCACAAACCAGCUGGCAGUACCAGUAGUGACUUGUGGGUGUGGAGUGGUGUGGUGACUGGCCAAAAGGUUUAUUCUGAAAUGUAAUCUUGACAAACAUCCUCACCCACACUGUGGUAAGGAAGUACAGGUGUGGUGUUUGUGGUAGUGUUUCUGUAGGAAGAGUGGUGUUGCCAGACACAUCCAAACACUCCUGUGGGGGUGAGGUGUUGUGGAUGUGCUGGUGGUGUGUGAGGGACUUGGAGUGACUAGUGUUUGUGUGUUGUUACUUUGUACUCAAGUGUUGGAAUAAACUUUUGUUGCUAGAAUGCUGAGUAAUGUUGUUAUACAGGAAGUAAACAGUUCAUGCAUGGAAGUCACAGACUUCUGAUCUCUCCAAAAUUCCAGAUUAGGGCAGAGCAAACUUGGUAUUGUUCAAUGCCACAAAAACUCAAUUCCUCCAUCUAUCAACUUGACACAACCUUCCAGACAACUAUCCCCUCUUCUUCAAUGACACUCAACUGUCCCCCUCUUCUACAC